ACAACACUGUAGAAAGAAUGAUAUUUUAAUUUCUUAUUUCUUCAUGGUCAUCUCAAAUUCAUUCGUAUUUCGUUUCUUUAAGAAGUUGGGUUACGGAGGAAUAAUGAAAACCCUAUUAGUAACUUUAGCAUUUGUAGGCAUAUUGGUGUUUGUUAAAAGUGACGAUGCUGCAAAGAAAGGACCAAAAGUAACCGAUAAGGUUUGGUUUGACAUCAAGAUUGGUGACGAAGAAAUCGGCCGAGUUGUUAUUGGAUUAUUUGGAAAAACUGUUCCAAAAACUGUCAAAAAUUUCAAAGAAUUGGCCGAAAAACCUGUAGGAGAAGGAUAUAAAGGCAGCAAAUUUCACCGAGUGAUAAAAGAUUUCAUGAUCCAAGGUGGUGAUUUCACAAAAGGCGAUGGCACUGGAGGUCGUAGUAUUUAUGGAAAUAAAUUCGCAGAUGAGAAUUUCAAAUUGAAACAUUAUGGGGCUGGGUGGCUGUCAAUGGCUAAUGCUGGCAAAGACACUAAUGGUUCUCAAUUUUUCAUAACUACCAAACAGACAUCCUGGCUAGAUGGCCGUCAUGUAGUUUUUGGUAAAGUCCUUUCCGGAAUGGAUGUUAUAAGGAAAAUUGAAAAUACUAAAACUGAUAGUCGUGACAAACCAGAGCAAGAUGUAGUUAUUGCUGAUUCUGGCUCUGAAACUGUUGAUGAACCAUUCGGUGUUGCAAAGCAAGAUGCUACAGAGUAGAUUACUUAAAUGUAGAACCUUUUAUCAGUAGGUAAUUACUUUGUAAAUUGUUUUUUACCUCUCAUGCAAUUAAAAAUUACUUUUUA
Molecule: messenger RNA, 813 nt
Organism: Leptinotarsa decemlineata (Colorado potato beetle)
Lineage: Eukaryota; Metazoa; Arthropoda; Insecta; Coleoptera; Chrysomelidae
Product: peptidyl-prolyl cis-trans isomerase 5
Biological process (GO): protein peptidyl-prolyl isomerization; protein folding
Cellular component (GO): intracellular membrane-bounded organelle; cytoplasm
Molecular function (GO): cyclosporin A binding; peptidyl-prolyl cis-trans isomerase activity
Source: RefSeq, a predicted model, not a curated record